Molecule: messenger RNA, 3737 nt
Organism: Siniperca chuatsi (mandarin fish)
Lineage: Eukaryota; Metazoa; Chordata; Actinopteri; Centrarchiformes; Sinipercidae
Gene: daglb
Product: diacylglycerol lipase, beta
Exons: 15
Coding region: 689-2719 (676 amino acids)
Biological process (GO): lipid metabolic process
Source: RefSeq, a predicted model, not a curated record
CCCGUACAACGGUCUCUGUUGCAGUAGGGAACCAUUAGCGGACGGACACUGCUGGUUUUCGAGCAAAAGACAACAAACCAGUUUUCUACAGUUAGCUAUGUUUUAUGUCACCUAAAUUGAUUAUGUUAAUAGGUAACGUCAGUUAUAAAUCAAGAUGUUGGUAUAUUACUAGCUAAACAAUAGUAGUGUUUGUCAUACAGGCUUAGCUGUAAUUUUCUCGGAAUAGCUUUAUGGUAUUUUUAGCUAGAUAGCUAAUGUUAGAAGCUAGUCAUGCAAUGGUAUCGAUUCUGCUAGUAGGCGUAAACCGCAUUAGCAUUGUCGAAUGUUAAGUCAAGCUACGCGUUGACAGGUCGCAAACCGCAAUACUGUAUAUGACGUCAAAAUUAUAACUUGGGCGUUCCUAACUAACGUUACAUUAGGUAACGUUAGAGGAUACACACACACACGCGUCUGCUUAACGUUAGCGUGUAGCUAACUUACACAAUCAUUUGUGCUAUUUAAGCAACGUUGGAAAGUAACGUUAGAAUGUGACAACAAUGGCUAAAGCUCGUUGCCUGCCAGUGUAGCUGCUGCUUUGGCAGUGAAGGCAUGCAUGACUUGAAGUGUCCAUUGUUCAAGAGAAUCCUAUCCACUUUAUACUGGUGAGAAAUUACCAUCAGUGAGAUAUUUGGGCUUGUUUUACUGCAAAAUGCCUGGAAUCGUGGUGUUUGGUCGGCGGUGGGGGAUCGCCAGUGACGACCUUGUUUUCCCCGGCGCCUUUGAACUGUUCGUCCGUAUACUGUGGUGGAUUGGCACCAUGAUCCUGUUCACUUACCACAAGGGUCAUUUUGAUUGUAACGGGAGAGGAGUUCUUCACAGCUAUCUGGUUGGACUGUUGGUCGUGCUGGCGCUCAUCAUCCUCUCACUAUGUGCUAUUGUCUACGUCAGUGCCCAAGGUACCAUUACAAACCCCGGCCCACGGCGCUCCAUCCCCGCACUGGUGUACCUGCGCGCUCUCCUGUACAUCCCUGAGCUGGUGUGGGCCUGUCUGGGAGCUGUCUGGGUGUCUGACGACAGCAAAGGCUGCGAUCCUGCCACAGUAGGUGCUGUCAUUGCAGCAGUGAUUGCCAGCUGGAUCAUCCUGCUGUUCACUGGGUUGGGCGUGGUAUUUGUGUUUGACCCACUGGGCAACCCCCGUCCUCAGCCUGCUGCCAUGGAGCCACUGGGAGUACGAGACAUGGAGAGCAGCGAGGGCACCCAGUUCUUCUCCACAGCUCGCUCCCUGGCCGUCAAGGUGUGGGAGAGCAGGCUGCGGCUGCUGUGCUGCUGUCUGCCGCAGGACGAAAGCCACCGAGCAGCGUUCUCCAGCAUCGCACAGCUCUUCAGCGGAUUCUUCUCCGACACAGACCUCGUACCCAGUGACAUAGCAGCUGGUUUGGCUCUGCUGCACCAGGAGCAGGAUAAGAUGGAGCAAAGCAGAGACCCAGACGUCAUAGACACUCACAGCCCUUCCUCUCCCAUCGGAGAAGAUUUGGAGUCGGAGUUGGAGAAAGCAGCUCACUGUAUGCAGUUUGCUGCAGCAGCUUAUGGCUGGCCGAUGUACAUUUACUCCAACCCCCUUACUGGGCCCUGCAAACUCAGUGGAGACUGCUGCAGGAGCCGUGCGGCUGAGUAUGACAUCGUUGGAGGGGACCACCUCGGCUGUCAUUUUUCAUCCAUCCUGCACAGCACUGGUUUGCAGUACAGAGACUUCAUCUUCGUCAGCUUCCAUAACCAGAUCUAUGAGAUCCCCUUCUUCGUGGCUCUGGAUCAUAAGAGGGAGGCUGUCCUGGUGGCUGUCAGAGGAACACUGUCACUGAGGGAUGUCCUGACAGACCUGUCUGCUGAGUGUGAGAACCUGCCUAUAGAAGGAGUGUCUGGAGCCUGCUACGCUCACAAGGGCAUGUGCCAGGCGGCGGGUUAUAUCUACAAGAAGUUGGUCAAUGAUGGCAUCCUGAACCAGGCUUUCUCCAUUGCACCGGAGUAUAAACUGGUCAUCACUGGUCACAGUCUGGGUGCUGGCACAGCUUCACUGCUAGCUAUCCUCUUGCGCAAUUCCUUCCCCACCCUGCAGUGCUACUCAUUCUCUCCACCAGGGGGACUCCUGAGUAAAUCUUUAGCUGAUUACUCCAAGGACUUUGUGGUCUCGGUUGUGCUGGGAAAGGAUCUGGUUCCCAGAUUGAGCAUUCCUAAUAUGGAGGAUCUGAAGAGAAGGAUACUUAAAAUAGUUUCCAACUGCAAUAAGCCCAAGUACCGCAUCCUGCUGCAGGGAUGUUGGUACGAGCUCUUUGGAGGAGACCCAGAUGACUUCCCUACAGAGAUGGACGACAGGAGGGAGGAGGAGCUUAGCCAGCCCCUGUUGGGGGAGGAGUCACUGAUGAUUCGCCACUCAUCAUCCUAUCAGAGCCUGGCGUCAGAUGACUCGCCUGCCCACACAGCUGCACACUUACCUCUCUUCCUGCCUGGACGCAUUUUGCAUAUCACAGAAGAUGGGCCGUCACGGAGAUCCUGUUUUUCCCAGGUCCGGUACCGUGCAGACUGGUCCAAUGAAAUGGCUUUCAGGAGUAUUCUGAUCAGUCCCAGGAUGAUUGCAGAUCACAUGCCCGACGCUGUGCUCCGAGCACUCGGCAGUCUGACCAGUGACAGGCCCUUCUCCCUCUGCCCGUCGUCUUUAAACAGUAGCCAGCACAAUACUGUCUGAAAUGUACCAUAGAGACUGACUCCUUAUGUCUGUGCUCCCAGACUCUACGUAAUUUAAGCCCACUUCUUUUUGUAUGUAAGCCUUUUGAUUUUCUCCACACCUGAUCCAGGACUGUUUCAAAUACUUCACGCUCUUCAUUUACAUCUUGUUUGCAGGCUUGAUCCUAAAGCCCCUUUUCUAAUGAAAACAUUUGGAAACUGGAUUGUAAUGGAAGACUUGAAACCAUAGAGAUUUACCUGUUAUGAUCUCCAUGAAUGAACCUGAUUCGUUAACGUGUUGGAGCACAGGUAAUUUGUUAAAUUGCACUUUUCAUUUUUUAAUUCAAAGAAUUUUUUUAAAUUUCAACUCUUGAGUUACUCCAUGAGCAACUUUAUGCCAUGCUCUUUUUGAAUGUGCGUUGUGUACAAUAUUUGACAGUGCUGCAGUUUUACUGUAAGGUCAGUGUUCUACAUUUUAUGUUUGUGUGAGUGCUGUAUGGCUGGUAGAGGCUGCCCCCUAGUCACUGAAAAUGUCCGAUGUUGUCUUCCUUCUGUGUGGGGAGGACUGAAGAGCAGUCUGAUCCAGGAUGUGAGGAUAUAGCUGACUUUUACCUCAAAAAGUGGACUUAAGCAUUACGUCUUCAUUGUAUAGUAACUGUGGUUAGUCUAUCUUGUGUUUAAUAUCUUAAGACAUCAGGGUGAACAGUGCCUAUGCAUAUGCAGAAAAACAAGUCAACAGAAUUGUUUUACAGAAAAAUACAGUGAUGAGUGCAGUUUGUUUACAGUAAGUUUUGUUCUGCAUUUUCUACAAUGCAGGUUGAAUAGCGCAUGGUGUUUGGCAAAAAAUGAUAGAUAUAAGAGGUAGAAAGAUUGUACUUAUACAUUUUGUGGGAACCUGUUUAUUUGCCAUGAAUAUUACAUCUUUUUUUUCAGGUAAUGUAUAAUAAAGCUUGAAUCAGCUGAUGCUUGCAUAACUAUUUCACAUACUCAGUAGAAUGCAUUGGACUCCUUGAUGCAAAUAAAAGCUUUUAUGAAGCACA